Messenger RNA from Corythoichthys intestinalis (scribbled pipefish), 4816 nucleotides. RefSeq names its product kelch repeat and BTB domain-containing protein 11. Lineage: Eukaryota; Metazoa; Chordata; Actinopteri; Syngnathiformes; Syngnathidae. The record is from RefSeq and is a predicted model, not a curated record. Gene Ontology annotation, molecular function: protein binding. The transcript is spliced from 2 exons. Bases 508 to 2412 code for a protein of 634 amino acids.
GUAGGGGAAAAAACUACCAAGACGUCCCUUGCCUCGUCAUGUUGUCAAUGUAGCACACAUAUCCAGCAUGACGACACUCACCACUUCGGCUGGGUGCACGAUCACGAGAAGAGGCAGCUGAGGGAGGCGCGUCACUCACCCGGGGUAGGGGGGCUCCUGUUCCAUCGGCGCUUCAGUCUCGCCUCGCUCAGCAGCGGGGAGACUUGAGCUCCGGGAGGCGAAGGCGAAACCAUUCAUAGGAUCGUCUGGUUUAAGAGGUGAACGGGUGGACAGAAUAGGGCCGAAAAUGUGGAUAAAAUAAAGUCAUCCCGGGUGACUGCUUGGCCGGGAUUGUUGGGGGCUUUAUGUAACGGAGCUUUGUUGGAGGGAUUGCUGGGUUGCUGGUUCCGAGCGCUUUAAUCACAGCCUGGAAUAUCAGGUAGCAUAAAGACACAGAAGACAGAGAUUUGUCCACUCACAGCAUGAUCAGUAAGGACACUGUCUUCAAUUACAAGUGAGUACAUCACGAUGACUGAGGGCCAAGGGCCAGGAGGAGGAUUCACCACAGUCAAGGCCGAUGUCAUCCUCCAUGCGGCCAACCUCAUUGCAAGCACUGGCAAGACUGAGGAUUUACAUCCAGGUUUUGUCCAAGGGCUAUUGGGAGACGACCCGGACUUCAAGGUCCCCACCGUGUUUGAAAGAGAAUACCUGCUGGAUGGAAGACUGAUCACCGAAGAUAGCCAUAACGAUUGUCAAAAAGGUAACGGCUCAUACAUGGCCAGUGCAAAUGAGCUUAAUCUCUACAAAGAAAAGAGCGAGGUGGACUUCCCGCCUCAUGCCGACUCUAGCGUGCCGUGCAUGCAAUCAAACUGUGCCACCAAUCAAAUCCCCAAUGGCGCAAGAGCAAAAGAGUCACGCUUUGCCGAUUCUAAAUCAGAAACAGAUCAAUCAGACUUGCCAUGCAACCCUGAGGGCAGGGCAGUUAUGGUCGAUUCAUUGUCUGGUAGAACUGAGCCUGAUUUAGUCAUUGAAGUCGGCGGUCGAACAAUCAACGCUCACAAGUCAGUCCUGGCUGAAAGGAGCGACUACUUCAAAGCCCGACUUUCACGAAACAUCUUGAAAGUGAAGGGCAUGAGUUACAAGACUUUGUCUACUCUAAUCGACUAUGUAUACACUUCCCAGAUGAGUGUUUCUAAAGACAAUGUUGUAGAUGUCAUUACAGGGGCUAAAAUCCUCCAGAUCCCUUGCGCCGUCCAAGCAGCCAUGGACCGCAUGACAGAACAAAUCACUGCGGGGAACUGCUACGAGAUUUUGACUAUCGCCAAAAAGCAGCGACUUAGUGAACUGAAGGAGACCGCCUACGGGUUCAUGAGUGACAACUUCCUACAGAUCCUCAAGGACCCUUCCGUGUAUGGGCGUCUAACUGGAUCCGAGCGCGACCUCGUUCUGAAGAAGAGAAUGGAUGGGAGGAAGACUCUCAUGGCUGCGGAGAUCAAUGAUGUGUUUGAACGCGUUGGGAGCCGACCGCCGAGCCGCUGCGGGAGCCGUCCUCAGAGCCCUUUGUCCGUGGGAUCUUUGGAGGAGAGUCACAACAUCUAUUCUUUCAGCGAAGUGGCCAACGACUGGAAAGCUUUGACGGCCAUGCCUGAGGACGUCAACACUAAAGGCUGUGGAAUCUGCACAAUGUACAACUACCUGUUUGUCGCAGGUGGAAUAAAAGGUUAUGGAGACAAGGGGAGGGUAUCAGACAAGGUGUUCUGUUACAACCCCAAAACGAACCAGUGGGGAGAAGUCCGACCCAUGACACAGGCUCGUGCCCAGCUGAAGCUUGUCUCCAUGGAUGGGUACCUGUAUGCCAUUGGAGGGGAGUGUUUGUUUACCGUAGAAAAAUAUGACCCUCGUAUGGACCGCUGGACGGCGGUGGCCCCUUUGCCGAAGGGAGCCUUCGCUGUAGCUCACGAGGCCACAACCUGCAACGGUGAGCUUUACGUGUCUGGCGGCUCGCUCUUCUACCGCCUUCUCAAGUACGACACCAAGAGGGAUGAGUGGCAGGAGUGCCCGUACAACAACAGCAGAAAGAAGUCGACCGAUAUGGUGGCGCUGAAGAGCUUCAUCUAUCGCUUUGAUGUGACCCGAGAGCAGGGGAUCAAUGUGUUCAAAUACAACAGCAUAGUGAAAAUGUGGCACGAUUGUGCUUCGCAAAGGCUUGGCAGCUCAUUGCCGUUUAGGUGCGCUGUCGUCGGCAACUGCAUCUACUGUGUGAACAAAAGCCAAACUCUUCAGUUCAUGGUAGAGGAAGAGAACGCCUUCUUUGUGGAGGAGCCGCUGAGGGCGCCUCUCGAAGCCAAAGGCGUUCUCUUCCCUUUUGUGCUUACUUUGCCUGAAAAGCCUGAGAAAGUUUCGCCCAGGUGCGAUUUAGUGUUACAAAACUAGAAAGCAGACCACCGUAUUCACCGUCUCAUGAGUGUCAACUGUCUGUAUCAGUGUGUCAUUGCCUGUGUUGCAACCGAAUGUGUGUUUUGCAUGGCAAUUUAAUGUUUAUACAGAGGCAAGCCUUAAAAAGGGAACUUUCAGUAUUGAGUGAAUGCAGCAAUAUUUGUAUGAUGAAAGUGACAGUCGGCUAGUACUCCUAGCUAGUGUUGUUUACCGCACUUUUGGUUUUGGAUCAUAUAUUAUCUACACUAUGUGGACUUAUUGACUUUUUUUGCUAAAUGAGCUGAUGAAUGCUUGAUGUGGCUUCUAUGCAAAUGAAACCGCUGUAGGGCUUAACUAUUGAUGACUGGAAUAUCAUUGAAAUUGAUACAUAGCAGUAUUUCACACAAUGUGAUUGGGACAAGGUCACAAUUGCCACCUACUGUAUUCUGUAACCACAGUCAUUGGUCGCAAAUUCAUAGUGUCACAAUAUCAACAGUGGCAAAAGCUACUAUAAAGCACACAGAUACUAAGUAUUUAAAAAAAUGAUCGUUAAAAGUUAACCUUUUUGCCAUUAUCAUUCACGAUCGCAAUUAUUUAAAGACCAUAGAUCAGGGGUGGGUAAAUUAUUCCACUGAGGGUGGGUGCGGGUUUUCGUUGCAACCCAUCAAGAGGACACCAUUUUACCAAUCUAGUAUUUUACAACCGCAAUCCAUUGAUUGCAGUCAGGUACCUCUUGUUUACCCGGACCUCUCGUUGGCUAAACUACCUGUGCUCGAUCGGCUCGAAGACCAGGACCUACUGCGGCCUUUGAGGGCCAGUUUGCCCACCCCUGCAAUAGGUGAAACACUCCAAAUGCUGGAGCUGAUUUUCAUAGACAAGAACAUCGAGCCAUCCUUUUUCAAAAGUAUUUGUCCUCAUUUGGAUCAAGGAGAGUCAGUUUUAAUGCGUAUAAAGUGUACCCAUGCUAUCUGCUGGAGGAUAGUCAACAAAGCCUACUAUUGAUACCGAACAUUUUUAAAAUCCGUGAAUAAUUGACGAUUGGAACAAAUGACCAAAAGGGGGUUGUAAUAGCAAUUAGAGCUCUUAAAAGCAACAACUUGCUUCAAGCAUGUAAUAAGAUGUUAAAUAUUGGAGCAAACAGCAUAAUUAAUAACAAAUAAAAGCUUCACAAGCCUCACCUUUUUGCACACAGUCAGUGUUAGUGAAUACACUAAAUAGCAGCAGCAGAAAUGUAGGCUACACAGGCUUUUUUCAUAGCCCCAGUGGGAGGGAAACAAACACAAGCUAUCACUUUUAUUCUAGACUCUGCAUGAGGUACACUCAUGGACGGCCAACAAAACUCAACUCAUCUCAAACUCAGUCGGAAACCACCCCCACAACCAAUAGAUUAAAUCUGACAAAGAUACAGAUAUUCUACCAGAUGGCCCCAAAGUAAUUUUGGAAUUGUUUUGGCCUGAGCACAGAAACAGCAAUCCUCUAAGAAAAACUCGCAAGAAUGCAAAUCAGCAAUUGCCAAACCGCGACUAGGCAAGGUUCACUUUACCGUAUAAAUCAGGCGAAUGGAAUUCAUUGUCGUUCAAACUCAGAGGCAACAUACCAUCUUAAUAGAUGGCUAGUGGAUCUGACCAGUAAAUGCUUAGUUUAAUUAUAAAAUGAAUCUCUUAUGUUUUCUUUUUAAGCAAACAUCUUGCGUACUUAAUAAGCAUAUGUUAAAGCACUUAUACUUACACAUUUGCCAAAGAUGAUGAAUUAUCUGUUAAUUCAGGUGAACAAGUGACAAAUAUUUGCCCAUUUUGGGUGAGGCUCAUUUAAAGCAUUUUUAAGUAUGUUUUUAGAGUAACGUGAUGGCUGCUAACAAGUUUUUUCAGGGAUGUUUUAAAAAGCUGGAAAGUCUGGAAAAAAAAACCGAUCACAGAGCCAUGUUCAUCUGUGAUUCUCAAAGAUCAAAUCCGAUGCCACAUUGCUUCAGUCAGUCUGUUGCUCAUUGUCUUGUGUGUCUGGCUCUCAAAUGACACACUAUCGUCUACAUGCAUAAUAUAUGUUAUUUUGAGAAUUGUCUUAAAAAAUAUAUUUCCUGCUGCAAAAGCACAAUGUGAGUUUAAUAUGGAAGCUUGUUUAUUCCUGAUUUAAAAAAAAAAAAUGCUAAUGCGCUUGUGUUCAAAGCAGUAAAUGUAUGUCGGACAAACUGGAUGUGCUUUUAUGACUUUACCUGGCAAUCCUUUCCAUUUUUGUGGUUGGUACCCCACCCUCUCCCCCUUCAGUAUGGAUAUGAUGGAGUUGCUUUUGCUGCUGUGAUGACAGAUCAGUGCUGUAAUGCCAGGUUAAUAAAUGUAAAGGUUUUAGAACGGAAUACCUUUUUAGCCGUUUGAUGUUUCUGGGUUCAAACAAAGGGCGUCGAAUAAAACUGGUGUUUGGAAAUGUU